AGAACACAUGCUCUCUGUCUGCACAUGGGGUGGCAGAUACCUUUGGCGUUCAGACACUUAACUUUCAGGGCAAACAGGGUGGGCAGCAUGGUGGAUUCUGAUUAAAGGAUUCGUUAAUUGUUUGGCUCUACUGUCACCGCCUGUUGAGGUCUGAUGCAUGGUGGGUCAGAUUAAUACAGCUCAGGAGCAGCCAGAACAAAUCACCUAUGGGAGCCUGGGGAUUUUCACACCACAAUGACCAGGAGAUUGAGGGACACUUACAGAAAUUGAUUUUUUGGUUGGGAGGCAGCAUUACCUGUGGUGUAGUCUGGGGUAGACUGUAGGGAUCCAAGCUGCCGGAUGUCACAGUAGCUAGAGCUGUUCACUUAACAAGGUAAGUCUUGCAUGGAAAUCUGGUGACUUUCCCACCAUGACAGAGCAAGUGGACAAGGUCAUGACGAAAGCUGGAGAAAUCUGGGCAGACUUGAUGACCAACACAAUGUACCAUACAGGGAAUGGUCAGAGAAAUGAUGAGGGCUGACUGCCUUAACCCAGGUAACAAGCAACUAACAACACACAGUUGGUGCCCUGAACAAGCCCAAGUAUGAAGAUAAAUCCCAGAUCCAAAUCUACAACGAUGGCAUCUCUACUGCAGAUUCUGACUCUAGUUGUUGUUAGUGUUCUGGUGAUCAAGUGUGAGGAAUUCCUUCCUUGUCCAAAGAAAUGUGUGUGUGAGGCCUCAGACAACUCAGUGACGUGUAUUCUCAAGACCCUGAGGAACAUCCCCACACACCUUCCAUUUUCAGUGCAAACCCUCAACUUGGAGCGAAACCGCAUCAGUAAGGUUGUACGCAAUACCUUCGUGCGUUAUCCCAACUUAAGCCAUCUCAACUUAAACCACAACAAGAUCAAAACAGUGGAGGAGGGAGCAUUCAAUGGACUGUCACAACUGAAGAGUCUGUACUUAUGUGGAAACAGGUUGAGUCUGAUACCAAGGGGUACUUUUGCAGGCGUGUCUAAUGUGACUCGACUGGAUAUGAACAGGAAUGAAUUAGUCCUGCUAACAGACAUGGGGUUUGCAGAGUUGGCCAAACUAGAAUAUCUGGAUCUAUUGGAGAACGGCAUCCUCUUUGUGACUGAGCUGGCAUUCAAAGGGCUGGACUCUCUCAAGCAUCUCAUAGUGUCUAAGUGGAAGAUGUCUGAGCUCCCCACAAACCGAUUUAUCCACUUACGCAGUCUGCAGACACUAGAGAUUUCUUACAUGAAAAGUGCGGUGCUGAAGCAAAAUGUUGUUAGCAACCUAACACGACUGCAGAUCCUCCACAUUGGGCAUUGGAAAAAACUGACCAACAUCACUCCCAAGGCGUUCCGAGGGCUGGACAGCCUCGUGUCACUUAUCAUUCAUCACACAAACAUCUCAGUUAUCCCAUCUCCGGCCAUACAACAGCUACGCAGCCUCAAGGAACUCUCACUGAACAACAACCCUAUAGAGGAGGUGACUUCUGCCUCAUUACGGGGGAUGACGUCAUUAAAGGAACUGUUCCUAGAUCACUGCAACUUGACAUACAUUGGAACGGGAGCUUUCAAACAGCUGAAAUCAUUGCAGAAGUUAGACCUGAGUUACAACUUGCUUAAGAGUCUUCCCAGAGACACAUUUCCUGACAAAGUGACAUUCCAGCAGGUCACCCUGACAGAGAACCCUUGGAACUGCGACUGUCAGAUGAGAUGGUUGAUCUCAGCAAACACAAAUGGCUGGAGGAGUGUGUACUGUUCCACUCCGGCAGCCAUCCAAGGCAUAGAUGUUCUACGGCACAGCAAGUUGCAUCGUGCCAAACUACUACAAAACAUGAAAUGUAACUUGCCAACAGCAGCCAUCUCCCAGGGACCAACAGUGAAGGUUGAGCAAGGUAGCGAGCUGAGCUUACAGUGCCUCGCUCAGGGAGAGCCCAAACCUAGCAUAUCAUGGAUUUCCCCAGCGGGGAGGACAGUAGAUACUGGGGUGACCCUGAAGGGAGGAGUGCUACAAAUAUCUUCUGUCAAUACAUCAGACAAAGGAAGAUACACCUGUGUAGUGACCAAUGCAGGAGGAACAGUUGUGGUCAAUACCAGUGUCAUAGUUACUGGUAAGUAGAAGGGUCAAUG
Molecule: messenger RNA, 2121 nt
Organism: Branchiostoma belcheri (Belcher's lancelet)
Lineage: Eukaryota; Metazoa; Chordata; Leptocardii; Amphioxiformes; Branchiostomatidae
Product: leucine-rich repeat and immunoglobulin-like domain-containing nogo receptor-interacting protein 3
Exons: 3
Coding region: 584-2110 (508 amino acids)
Molecular function (GO): protein binding
Source: RefSeq, a predicted model, not a curated record